Molecule: messenger RNA, 1752 nt
Organism: Geosmithia morbida
Lineage: Eukaryota; Fungi; Ascomycota; Sordariomycetes; Hypocreales; Bionectriaceae
Product: tripeptidyl-peptidase I
Exons: 1
Coding region: 1-1752 (583 amino acids)
Biological process (GO): proteolysis
Molecular function (GO): serine-type endopeptidase activity; tripeptidyl-peptidase activity
Source: RefSeq, a predicted model, not a curated record
AUGGUGGCCUACACUAGCUUCACUUCCAUGGCCCUGCUGGCCCUGGCUGGCCUGGGCAGCUGUGGCAUUAUCGAGCAAUUGCAACAGUCACCAGAUGGUUGGACCUUGUUGGAGAAAGACGUCGAUCCCGAACAGCCUCUUCGUCUCUCAUUUGCCCUGAGGGAGCCCAGCAUCGACGAGAUCCGCAACACCCUCGAUGACCCUUCUGCGCCACACCUCACACGCGAGCAAGCUCUCGAGCUGCGCGCCCCCGACCAGGCCGAUGUCGAGGCCGUCAACGGUUGGCUCAACAAGAAUGGCAUCGCUGACGGUGUCCGCGAAAACGACUGGGUCCACGUCCACACCACCGUCGGCAAGGCUGAGUCUCUCCUCGAUAUGAAGAUGCACCGCUACGACUUUGAGGGAAAGGGGGCCGUCCUCCGAACCACGGCAUACUCGGUGCCUGACGAGCUUGAGGACGCCGUCAGCUUCGUCCACCCCAUUGCCAACUUCAUGGCUCCCAAGAAGGAGCUCUCGACCAUCACCAAGGCCAGGUCCGUCGUGUCGCGUGCCAACCCUUGCGCCCAGAUGACCACGCCCGACUGCAUCCGCCGGAUGUACAACAUGCCCCAGCCUGCUGCUGCCAAUGCGACCACGAAGCCUUCCAAUGGCGUCCGUCUGGGCGUUGCCGGCUUCCUUGAGGAGUACGCCAACUACCACGACGUGUCGACUUUCGUCUCCAGGUUUUCCCCCGGAACAAAGAGCAAGUCGUCCUUCGCCGUCGAGCUCGUCCAUGGAGGCCAGAACAUCCAGAGCCCUGCCCAGGCCGGUGCCGAGGCCGCGCUGGACGUGCAGUACACCAUGGCCCUAGGGUACCCUGCUGAUGUGACCUAUUACUCUACCGGUGGUAGGGGCGCGCAGCUCAACGACUCGGGAGGCGCCACGCCCGAGGAGUUUGUCGACAAUGAGCCGUACCUGGAGCUGCUCGAGCACCUGCUUGCCAAGCCCGACGACGAGCUUCCCCACGUUUUGUCCUUCUCCUACGCUGACAACGAGCUGUCGGUGCCGAAGCCCUACGCCGAGCGCGUGUGCUCCAUGUUUGGCCUUCUCGCCAGCCGCGGAACCACCGUCGUCGCCGGAUCUGGUGACGGUGGCGCUGCCGGAUCGCGCAACUCGACGUGCGUCAGGUACGAUGGAAGCCCCGUCGCCAUGGCCGUUUUCCCCGCUUCUUGCCCCUGGGUCACUGCCGUGGGUGCCGUGUCCAAUAUCAACAACCCUCCCACCGGCGCCGAAUUCUCCGGCGGUGGCUUCUCCCAGUACUUCAAACGCGAGACGUGGCAGGACUCUUCCGUGUCUAGCUACGAGACGGCCCUUGGUGGUCGUCUCCGUGGCCUUUACAACAGCUCCAUGCGCGCCCUGCCUGACAUCUCGGCCGUGGGAACCGAUUUCCAGAUUGUCCUUGCCCAGCAGGUCGUCUCCAUAGCCGGAACCAGCGCCAGCACCCCUGUCCUGGCUGCCAUCGUCGCCCUCAUCGAUGAGGCAAGGUUCGAGGCUGGCAAGAAGCCUCUAGGUUGGCUCAACGGGAGGCUCUACCGCCCCGAGAUCGCCGAGACGCUCCAGGAUGUCAAAGGAGGUGUCAGUCAGUCUUGCACCAUUGCCGGUAUCGGAAUGCCCGGUGGUUGGCCCGCUGCCCAGGGAUGGGAUGCCAUCACCGGGUUGGGAGUGCCCAACAACUAUGCCAAGUUCAUGCAGGCCCUGGUGGACCAGGACUGA